Paramacrobiotus metropolitanus is the source of this 1117-nucleotide messenger RNA. Its product is annotated as high affinity copper uptake protein 1-like. The record is from RefSeq and is a predicted model, not a curated record. Bases 187 to 828 code for a protein of 213 amino acids. NCBI's taxonomy places the organism in Eukaryota, Metazoa, Tardigrada, Eutardigrada, Parachela, Macrobiotidae. Gene Ontology annotation, molecular function: copper ion transmembrane transporter activity. The transcript has a single exon. Gene Ontology annotation, cellular component: membrane. Gene Ontology annotation, biological process: copper ion transmembrane transport.
CUCCGUUGUACCACGAACACAUCGACAACCGAUCCGGUUUUUAUCAGUCUGAAACCUGAUAACGCCACGAUAAACAUUUACACUGAUCGAGCACAUUACACCCAACCAGACAACAUUCGAUCUGCGCUUCUGCGCAAAAUAUUUUACUUCGAGAAUUCGAGGUUCAAUUCCCUGAUAUUGUCAAUUAUGUCAUCCCAUCAUCAUUACGAAAGCGCGAAUUAUCCCCGCACCAUGGAAUUGCCGCUGCCCGUUGUCCACUCUGUGGAUUACGUUAAUCAGAGCACGUCCGUAUCAAUGCAGCCCAGCAUGUCGAUGCCGAUGUAUUUCAACUUUCAGAUUCCUGGAUACAUUCUCUUUUAUCUGUGGGCACCGCGGCGGGACACGGAGCUGAUCUGGUCGGUGUUUGUCGUGCUGGGCAUGGCGCUGGUGCUAGAAUCCUCCAAGAAAUUCCGCGAAUUAAUCAGCCGCUGGGAUGGGCAGCGGGUGGCGGAUCUCCUCAAAGCCCAUCCGCAGUUAUCCGCGGGCAUCUGGCUGCGCUUGGUGUUUCGCCGGUACCAUCUGCUGGAGACGCUGCUGCACGGAGAGGAAAUGGUGUUGUCGUACUUCCUCAUGCUGAUCGCCAUGACGUUCAAUGUGUGGCUGUUUGUGGCUAUGACGGCCGGCACGGUGUUGGGUUAUUUUAUUAUGACACCGCUGACCAGUCGAGAUAAGCGACCGGCGCCGGAUGAGGCGGCGGUUGGGUGCCGGCAUGGCACGGGGAUUUGUCGGGCGUGUGGGAAGAAUUGCGGGAAUAAAUGUCAGAAGAAUUGUGAUACGAGUUGCUUAUAAUAUCGGCGGAGAUUAAUGCAGGUUUUCGUUGGAUCGCUUAACGUGAAUACUCCACUCGGUGGCUGGUUAAAGAUUUUUAAUAUUUCGUGUUUUUUAUGUAUAAUUUGAAUGAUGAUGGACUUUUAAUUCCAUACAUUCUUGCUGCUACAAAUUUCUAAAAUUAAUUGCUCUGACAUUGCGAGUUUGCUUUAACUCAUUAACAAGCUUCUACAAAUGGCUCAUUUCUGUGCACUUCACAGUAAUGAUGGGAAAAAGAUGCUUACAGUAAAUACGCAUCCAUAGUUUCUCA